Messenger RNA from Corylus avellana, 3213 nucleotides. Its product is annotated as pentatricopeptide repeat-containing protein At2g03380, mitochondrial-like. The record is from RefSeq and is a predicted model, not a curated record. Gene Ontology annotation, molecular function: RNA binding; protein binding. Gene Ontology annotation, biological process: RNA modification. NCBI's taxonomy places the organism in Eukaryota, Viridiplantae, Streptophyta, Magnoliopsida, Fagales, Betulaceae. Gene Ontology annotation, cellular component: intracellular membrane-bounded organelle.
GGAAGCUUAGCAAGAAUGGCGAUUGUGAGACCACUAGGUUCACCUAACGGCCACUGUACGGACCACAGCUACCUGCAAAGACCUUUUAAGGUGUACCACUACUCUCUCGGCCAUGCCCUUAAUGGGGCAAGAGCUUCUUCGGUAUGUUACGCUAUCAAGUUUCAAAAUUAUAGCACUUCGGUACAGUUCCAAGAAAACCCUUCUAAGAAAUCAGUUGUUAAACCUGGGUCUUCGGAUAAUCAGACUUUGAAUAGUGUUUCAUCGGCUAAUCAGUUGAUUAGGGAGUAUGUAGAUGGUGGGUUAUUUGAAAAUGCAAUAAGGGUUUAUCUUAGAAUAAUUGAAUGUGGUUUCCCAGCUGAGCAAUUUAGAUUCUUUCCGUGUUUGAUUAAGGCGUUUGGUGGACUUUCUGAUGUAGACAUGGUUAAACAAGUUCAUGGGCAUGUGUUGAAAUUAGGAGUUUUAGACGAUGUUUAUGUUGGGAACUCGCUUUUGAGUGUGUAUUGGAAAUGCGGUGCGGUCAAAGACGCAGCCCAAAUGUUCGACAAAAUGUGUGAGAGGGACUCAGUUUCGUGGAAUGCGAUGAUAUCAGGGUUUUGCCAAUCAGGAUAUUACAUGGGUUCAUUGUCAACUUUUAGCAGGAUGGUUUGGGAGUAUGGUGUAUACCCAAAUCGGGUAGCUUGCCUUUCAGCACUCUCUGCAUGUUCUUCUAUUGAAUCUUUGGUUCACGGGCAAGAGAUUCAUGGGUUUGUCAUGAAAAGUGGAUUGAGUGUUGAUGAGUUUUUAGUCAGUGGAUUGAUUGACAUGUACAUGAAAUGUGGGGAUAUAAGGACUGCAGAAUAUGUUUUCAAGGGAAUUCUUGAUAAGAAGUCAAGCAGAGGAAAUACGGUAAUAUGGAAUGUGAUGAUUUUGGGCUUUGUCUCUAAUGGGUGUUUGUUGCAGGCAUUGGAUUUUUUCCUUGGGAUGUUGGAAUGGGGGAUUAUACCAGAUACUUCUACUUUGGUGCCUGUUUUAGUUUUGUGUUCCCAGUUGUCAGAUUUAGAAGUAGGAAAGCAAACCCAUGGAAUCAUUGUCAGCUUUGGAAUGGAUAACGAUGUAAGAGUUGAAACAGCUCUUAUAGACAUGUACUUUAAAUGUGGUGAUCCUGAAACUGGUUUGAAAAUCUUCAGAAGGUCCCAAAAUCGUAACUUGGUCAUGUGGGGUGCAGUAAUCUCAAAUUGUGCUCAGAGUGGUUGUCCUGCUGAGGCGCUGGAAUUAUUCUAUACCUUCAUAUCAGAGCCUGGGUUUGCUGAUUCUGGAAUACUUCUGGCUGUGCUGCGAGCAUGUUCAUCAUUGACUAUUAAGCCAAGAGGCAUGGAAAUCCAUGGAUUAGCAAUAAAAACAGGGUUUAGUGAUGACGUUUUUAUUGGUACUGCCCUUGUUGAUUUGUAUGCAAAAUGCAGAGACAUGGAAUCUGCUCAAAAAGUUUUCCAUAGAUUACCAACAAGGGAUAUUGUCUUGUGGAAUUCUUUAAUAUCUGGUUAUAGCCAGAAUGAGCGCACGGAUGAAGCUUUGAAUGCUUUUCAUGAUAUGCAAUCUGAACGAGUUGCACCCAACAGUGUAACAGCUGCUUGUAUUCUCUCUGUAUGUGCUCAUUUGUCAGUCAUGAUCCUGUGUAAGGAGGUACAUUGUUACCUAUUACGGCGAGGGUUUGAGUCUAAUGUUCUUGUGAGCAAUUCUCUAAUAGCUGCCUAUGCUAAGUGUGGAGAUAUAUUUAGCUCAAGGACUGUAUUUGAGAAAAUGCUUGAAAGAAAUGAAGUAUCAUGGAACUCAAUUAUUUUAGGGUUGGGAAUGCAUGGCUAUACAGGUGAGAUGUUUGUUUUAUUCAAAAAGAUGAAAGAAAUAGGCAUGAAGCCCGACCUUGCAACUUUUACAGCUCUUCUUUCAGCAUGCAGCCAUGCAGGGAGGGUUGAUAUGGGAUGGAAAUAUUUCAAAAGCAUGGCUGAAGAUCACAAACUUAAUCCUCAACUCGAACACUAUACAUGCAUGGUUGAUCUUCUCGGUCGAGCUGGCCAUCUAAAGCAGGCAUAUGAUCUGAUUGUGGCUAUGCCUUGGGUCCCAGAUGAUCGCGUAUGGGGUUCAUUGCUUGCAUCAUGCAAAGCUCACGGCCGUGAAAAGCUGGCAGAACUUGUGGCUAACCACAUUUUCAAACUUGAUCCUACAUGUGUUGGUUACCGUGUCCUCCUUUCAAACAUAUAUGAAGGUUUUGGGAGAAAGAAUGAAGUUACUAGAGUUAGAUCAGAAAUAAAAGAUAUGAGACUCAAAAAGCAGCCUGGAUGCAGUUGGAUUGAAGUUGAUAACAAAAUUCAUAUAUUUAUUGCAGGUGAUAAUUCGCACCAUCAGUCAAAAGAAAUAUAUGGUGUAAUAGAAAAUUUAACUACAGAGAUGAAAAGGGCAGGAUAUAGCUCUCAAACACAAUAAGUUGUUGGACCUGAUGAGUCUAAUGCUGAAGGUAUAAAUUCUGUAAAAAAAAUGAUUUGCUAUUCUGGUUGUACAAAAUGUAGGUAUAUUAUUUCACCAAAGUGUGUUCAUAGUAAUGAACUGAUGCUUAAUGGCAAGACUGUUGCUGCUGCUAAACCUGCUAUCAGUAGUGCGACGUAGGCAUCAUGUCUUUAGUGAUUGAGGGAGAUUAUACCCGGUCAACAUGUGGAUGCAAGCGGGAGAAUAUUUCAGACACCUAUGUUGCUCUUGUUAACAAAUCUCGCUUCCCUUCUUCAAGAAUUUCCGGAGCUUAAGCAUGAUGUGCUGACAUUUCUUUCUACCGAGAUUCAUAAAUGGAACAGGAAAUCAGGGGUAGUCUUCCAGAUUUUCUGCUGUUAGGUGAUGGCUAUGUCAUCAUCUAAUCACCACCGGAAUGCUUCAUGAAGUUUUCCCAAUUCAGCAGGUAGGUGAUGCUUCAUCACAGCUUCUUUGAUGGUCGGUGAUGCCUUUGUAAUAAUGUACGGCAAGGUUAUAGAGGAGUCGAAGAAGCUUUUCUUAGCUAAAAGCUUAACGAAGUUGAAGUUAAAUGAAGUUUGAGAAUAGCUAAAACAACAGAUUCAUAAACAGAACAGGAAAUCAGAUUUUCUGCUGUUUUACGAUGGCUGUAUCAUUAUCUAAUCACGUCUGGGCUCGUUCAUGAUGUUUUCUUAAUUCAGAUGGUAAGUGAUGCUUCAUCACUAACCUCUUUGAUGGUCC